Molecule: messenger RNA, 2652 nt
Organism: Harpia harpyja (harpy eagle)
Lineage: Eukaryota; Metazoa; Chordata; Aves; Accipitriformes; Accipitridae
Gene: RXFP2
Product: relaxin family peptide receptor 2
Biological process (GO): G protein-coupled receptor signaling pathway
Cellular component (GO): membrane
Molecular function (GO): protein binding; G protein-coupled receptor activity
Source: RefSeq, a predicted model, not a curated record
GCCAUAAAUCUGAGAUCAACUUUGCAGAUUCAUAACAAGAUUUGACUUGCCAAUUGCUCAAAGAUUUUACUGUAAUUGUGUGUAGUAAGUGUUCUUAGUACUUGUACCUCUCUGAUGUGUAAGUGGACAUUUCCCCAUGGCCCAGCCGCCUUUGGCAUCAGAAGUGGCUUUCUCCAUGCUCCAGCUGGAAGUCCUCUCUUCACAGGAGACUUACAUUUCCCCCAGCCACGAGCACCCAAGUACCACUUCUCUGUCCAUCCCUGGCCACGCUGCAGGGUUCUGCUACUUCAUGCUCACACCUUUGAGGAAACAGUCUACCAGGAAAGGUACGUUAAUAAGUUUCUUUCUGGCCAGCAAUGUGUUCUGCAGAUGAUAGGAGAGAGAAGAAAAACAAACAGAACCUUUAAGCUGUCUCUUCUAAGUUUCAGUGGUGGUAAGCCAUUUGUAGCUGACACUAAUAAAACAGGCAGAAUUAAAAUGACAUACAAUGCACUUUAAAAUGAAAAAUGAAAAUAUUCUGUCGCAUUUUGUGGUUGUAGUUUUAUCAGGCCUUUCUAAUUCGAAACUUACUCUACUAUAGAGGAAAUGUCUUCCUAUAUUUUCUCAGAAUCCUGGCUGAUAGAAGACAUUUCAGUUGGUGGUGUCUGCCAAAAGGGUUAUUUUCCAUGCAGAAAUCAUACGAUGUCCCUCCCAUGGGCAUUUCAUUGUGAUAGCAUAAAUGACUAUGAGAAUGGUGUGGAUGAAGAGAACUGUGCUGAGUACUGCAACAUCUGUAAGUAUACAGAAACAAAAUUUGGAGAUAAUAGUGGAUGGGCAAGUAUCUUUGAUAUGGUUCAUGGAAAGCCUAAUUAUCUGCCUUUAUCAGAAGAAUUCUAUCUCCACCAAUACCCAGAAGUUUGCAGCUGCAUUGAAACAGAACUAGAAUGUGCUGCUGUUAAUUUAAAGUCUGUUCCACUUGUUUCAAGUAACAUAACCCUCCUGUCACUCACACACAAACAGACUCAUUCUCUUCCAGGUGAAGUUUUCAGCAAGUGUACAAAGGUGAAGAAACUUACCGGUACUGGAUUUCUACAACACGAUUGCAUUCAGACAAUAUCAAGGAAAGCAUUCUUUGGACUUUGCAAACUUCAGAAAUUGUAUCUCAGUCAUAAAUGUAUCACUAGUUUGAAAGCUGGAGUACUCAGAGAUCUACACAAAUUGAAGUGGCUAAUUCUAGAUUAUAACCCAAUGGUGUAAAUUUCACAGCAGUUAUUUACUGGGCUAAAGUCUGGGGUUUUGUUCCUAUCGAUGAUAAACAAUUCACUUGAGACUCUUCCCAAGAAGAUCUGUACUCAAAUGCUUCUUAUUAACUGUACGGAUUUUGAAGGCAGUCAUAUUAAGGCCUUAACUAACACCAUCUUCCUGCAAUGCGAUGCGCUCACAGUAUUGGAUCUGUCCAGUAACAUGAUUACAGAAUUACCACGUUAUCUUUUUAAAGAUAUGAAGUAUUUACAAAAGCUGAACCUGUCUUUCAAUGCACUUUCUCACCUCUCUGAGGAUCACAUGGAAAGUCUUCAGCAGCUUCAGUCAUUUUUCACUUAUUGCUUCCAUGCACUCCACCUGCACAUAUGCACAUCAUUAGCAGUUGGGAUAUCAUCAUUUGAAGAUCUCUUAGCUAACAAUGUUCUGAGAGUAUUUGUGUGGGUCAUAGCUUGUGUUGCAUGUUUUGGAAAUCUUGUCAUCAGAAUGAGAUCAUUUAUCAAAGCAGAAAAUGAGACGCACACCAUGUCUGUCAAAAUUUUGUAAGUAUGUGCUGAUUAUCUUAUGUGGCUGCCUUGGUUCUUCAUUGGAGUUUUUGAUGUUAAAUACCAUGGACAGUAUCAAAAAUAUGCUGUGCUGUGGACGGAAAGUUUACCAUGCCAUAUCAUGGGGUUCAUCGCUACACUAUCUACAGAGGUGUCAGUCCUGUUGUUGACAUAUAUGACCUUGGAAAAGUAUUUAGUGAUUGUCUGUCCUUUCAGUAAUACCCAUCCUGGAAAGCAGCAGACAGUAGUGAUUUUUAUAUCCAUACAGAUUGCUGGAUUUGCCAUAGCAAUAAUCCCAUUCUAGGAUGAAGUUUUUGGAAAUUAUUACAGGGAAAAUGGAGUUUGUUCUCCACUGAAUUCUGAUUGCACAGAAGAAAUUAGAGGCAACAGGUAUUCCCUUGAUAUAUUUCUUGCUAAGUUUAAUUUCUACUAUGUUAUCAUUGUGUUCUUGUAGGUCAGCAUGUUUUGGUCCGUUCAGAAAACUGCCCUUCGGACAUCAGAGGUAGGGAGUCACACAUGCAGGGAUGUUGCUGUUGCCACGUUUUUUUUCAUAGUAUUCACUGAUGCCAUCUGCUGGAUUCCUGUUGUCAUUGAAAUCCUGUCCUUAUUCCAGGUGGAAAUUCCAGACACUGUCCCUUCCUGGAUAGUGGUAUUUGUUCUGCCAAUACACAGUGCCUUGAACUCCACUCUCUAUACACUCACAACUAGUUUCUUUAAGGAGAAGUUGAAGCAGUCACUGGACAGUCAUUGAAGGAGGGCAAUUUUCAAAAAUGAUGAAGAAACUUUGGCCACUUCAGUCACACAGACAGACCGUCCCCUCACCCAUAGCUCUUCGUUUAUGCUUGGAUUUUUAAAAAAUAACUCCUGA